Apiotrichum porosum is the source of this 1323-nucleotide messenger RNA. RefSeq lists its product as uncharacterized. The transcript is spliced from 2 exons. Gene Ontology annotation, biological process: carbohydrate metabolic process. Gene Ontology annotation, cellular component: membrane. The coding region runs from base 1 to 1323 and encodes 440 amino acids. NCBI's taxonomy places the organism in Eukaryota, Fungi, Basidiomycota, Tremellomycetes, Trichosporonales, Trichosporonaceae. Gene Ontology annotation, molecular function: chitin deacetylase activity. The record is from RefSeq and is a predicted model, not a curated record.
AUGCUUGGUGCUGUAUUCGUCCUUCUCCCUCUGGUUGCUGCCCACACCGGCUGCGGUGGCCAGCACAUUGGCCGACGCAACACUGGUGGCCCCGCCAUCCGGUCACUUGAGCACCGCCAGGUGGCCAGCUCAAACGAAGACCCUGCGGCCCAAUGCGCACCUUACAACUACCAGCCGGCGACCGACUUGAACUCUCAGUUCCCCACCAUUUGGGGCACAGCAGACCUUGUAUCAGGCGACACGGAAGCAGCCGCACUGUUUGCCCAGAUCAAUGCGACAGUGAACGAGCGGCUGCCUGGGGUUGUGCCUAACGGCGACGGUUCCCACAGCGGAAGCUGGGGCAGCAGCUUCUCCUAUCCCUCCAGCGAUCCGAACUGCUGGUGGACAUCCACCACAUGCACCACUCCCAAUUCGUCCACAGGCAUUGCUGCCGAUCUUACAACUAUGCCCGAGCCUGAAACGUGGGGAUUCGGCUUUGACGAUGGACCCAACUGCUCGCACAAUGCCCUGUACAACUUCCUCCAGGAGAACGACCAGAAGGCCACAAUGUUCUACAUCGGCUCCAACGUUAUGGACUGGCCGAUCGAAGCCAUGCGUGGCGCCACAGACGGGCACCACAUCUGUGUGCACACCUGGUCCCACCAGUACAUGACCUCGUUUAGCAACCAACAGGCGUUUGCCGAGCUCUACUACACGCAGCGCGCCAUCAAGGACAUUGUCGGAGUCACGCCAAAGUGCUGGCGCCCCCCUUACGGAGAUGUUGAUAACCGCAUUCGUCUUAUCGCCUCCCUCCUGAACAUGACCACCAUUGUUUGGGACCAUGACACCAAUGAUUGGGAGGAGGGAACCAACGGCGUCACUGUCGACACGAUCAAUGCCAACUACCAGACUAUCAUCGACAAGGCCAAGAACGGUACCUUUUCCACCUAUGGCCCUAUCGUCCUCAACCACGAAAUCGACAAUUUCACAAUGCAGGAGAUGAUGGACCAGUACGCCAAUAUCAAGGCAGCGUUCAAGUACAUUGUCCCCAUUGCCACGGGCUACAACAUUACACACCCUUACAUGGAGGCCAACAUCACCUACCCGGACUUCAACGAGUACAUUGCUGGUGAUCGCAACGUGACGACCACAAGCGCCAGUCCCUCAGCCAGCACUGUCGCUCCCAAAGCCGCCGCAGCGUCCAACACCUCCCACGCCUCAAACUCGUCCAGUUCCUCCGCAGCUGCGGCCAGUGUGACCGCAAACAAGAGUGCGGCGUCUGCUGUUCUCGGCGUCUCCUUGCCCGCUAUCCUCUUUGGCGCCGCGGUUGCCUGCAUUCUUUAG